AACGGGCUAGGUUUAGACAAAGUGGCUAAUAUAGCUCCGAUGGCGUAAACUGUUUCCCUCUCUGGAGAGGACGCGAGUUCGAUUGCAGCCGUUCCAGUUUUUGCCAUUUUUCCCCCGCCGUCGAUCGUCUCUUUCGUCUUCCGACUGAAUUUUGGCUAGCCAUGGAUCACGACGACCCUCCGGCCAAUCGCAGGAAGCUGAAGUUCGCCCCCAAGUCCGCUUCCCAGAGGAAGCCCCGCCUCGCCGCCCCCAAACCCAAGACAAGCGACGAUGGCAGCAACGAAGACGAAGCUGCGAAAGCUCAGAAGCUGAUGACCAGAUUCAACGAGAAUCUCAAAAGACAGGCUACUAGAGCUGACAAGAAAGCUGCUCCAGUUGAAGUGGCAUUUGGUUCUGGAGCCUCACCGUCGCUAUCGAUUAGGAAAUUUGGUUACCCUAAGGCGGAGGCUAGCCAUGUCAAGGCAUCAGCAGCGGGGUGGGAUUCGGAUCCUGAUGCUAUGCAAAUCGAUGGUAAGGAUGAAGGAGCAGGUCACGGUGCUAUUGAUCUUAAUCGGCAACGAACCAGGAAGAAAUAUAAAGAGCCAUUUGUAAGAAGGAAAAUUCAAUGUUUCUUGUUCUGUGUUUUGAAGUUCCGGACUCGAUCUGUUUCUGCUACAGCUUUAGUUAGUUUUGCUGCUACUGUGUUGCCAGAUGUUCUGAACGAGGAAGAGUUUGGGAAGGAUGCAAUGAACUCGGAGUAUGAUGAGAACUUCAUCAAACAUGCUUCAGAACUUGGUUUGUUGGAGAAAUCUGAUGAAGCAAAGAUGCUUCUCUUCAAGUUCCCUCCCAAGAUGCCCUACAUUAACCGGUCAAUUAUCAGCGCGAAAGGGAAAGAAAAGGUUGGAAGCAGCAGCAGCUCGAUCCAAUCACAGUGCUCCAACUGUCUAUCGCAGCUGCCUGAGGGAUACAUGGGCAAAAUGGUGGUCUACAAGAGUGGAGCUGUCAAGUUGAAGAUAGGAGACGUUCUGUAUGAUGUUGCCCAAGGGUCAGAUUGCACAUUCCAUCAGCAAGUCAUGGCUGUCAACACGGAGGCAAAACAGUGUAGUGAAGUUGGGGAGAUUGAAAAACAUGCUGUCGUGUCUUUCGACGUUGAUUCUAUUUUGGAUUCUGUUGCCCAAGGGUCAGAUUGCACAUUCCAUCAGCAAGUCAUGGCUGUCAACACGGAGGCAAAACAGUGUAGUGAAGUUGGGGAGAUUGAAAAACAUGCUGUCGUGUCUUUCGACGUUGAUUCUAUUUUGGAUUCUGUGAUUAACUUAGAUUAGAUCGAGUUUGUCAGAGUUGUUUGUAAAGUCAGCAAAGUUUGUGCAGAGUAUUAUUGGUGAUAACAAAUGUAAGACAACCCAACAUUAGACUAGUGUGCCAGAAGAACACUAGCAAGCAGCCAAAACUGCUCAGAACACUUCGUUUUCCUUUGGAUCUUCUGGGAAUAGCAGGCCUGAUGAGCUUCAGACACCACUUUCAGCUCUCAAUAACAAGGUACCGACCAUCCAGAUUAGAGAUUUUUUCUAGAAAUAACACUGUUUU
Messenger RNA from Linum tenue, 1563 nucleotides. Lineage: Eukaryota; Viridiplantae; Streptophyta; Magnoliopsida; Malpighiales; Linaceae. The record is from the annotation of a GenBank genome assembly.